CAGAGUAGUAGUACUCUGUACUUGUACUCCAGUAGUUAGGCGCAGCUCCUUCCCUCCUAUAUCCCAAUCAACGCCCACAGAGAAAAGAAACACUAAAAGCAGCAGAAAGAUAAGGAGAGAAAAAAAAGUACCAGCGAGAGCUACAGAUCAAUAGAGAUACAUCACCUGGCUUCUAAUUCCGCACUCCUCUUUCUUCUCUAGCUCUCUCGUGCUGUUCUCCACAGCUCUAGCGGUGGUGGCGGCGGCCAAGAAGUGAGUUUGUGAUCCAGGGAGCCUCAAGGAAGGAGAUGGCGUGGUGGGCAGGGACAAUGGGCGGCGUGGACAUCCGCAACCACCUGGCUCAGUUCGCGACCGCCGGCUCCAUGGCCGUCGGCGGGGGCGAGCAGGGCCCGACGACACCAAACAGCAGCGGGAGCAACAACCAUGAAGAGUCCUCGGGAGCCGCGCAGGACUCCCCCACCGCCGGCGCGGGAGAGAACUCGCCCACCCCGAACGCUACCUCAGGUGCGUCCGGCGGAAGCGGGGGCGGGGGCGAGGGUUCAUCGUCGGGGAGGCGGCCGCGCGGAAGGCCGCCGGGGUCAAAGAAUAAGCCGAAGCCCCCAAUCAUCAUCACGCGUGAGAGCCCCAACGCGCUGCGGUCGCACGUGCUGGAGAUCGCCGGCGGCGCGGACAUCAUGGAAGCCGUAGCCACGUUUGCGCGCCGCCGGCAGCGCGGGGUGUCCGUGCUCUCCGGGAGCGGCGUCGUCGCCAACGUCACGCUAAGGCAGCCCGCGGCCCCGCCAGGAGCCGUCGUCACGUUGCACGGCCGCUUCGAGAUCCUGUCCCUCUCCGGCGCCUUCCUCCCAUCGCCGUGCCCGCCCGGAGCCACGGGGCUCGCAGUCUAUCUUGCAGGCGGGCAGGGCCAGGUCGUCGGUGGCACAGUCGUCGGCGAGCUCGUGGCAUCUGGCCCCGUCAUGGUCCUUGCGGCCACUUUCUCCAACGCCACAUACGAGCGGCUCCCUCUGGCCGAUGAGGAACCCGGUGAGAUAGCAGCCGCGGCUGCAGCGGCCGCCGGUUCCGAUGGGAUGCAGCUGCCUGAGGGCUCGCCUCCGGGAGGCAAUGGCAGGGAAGCUGCGGCAGGGGUUCCUGGUUUGCCGGACCCCACGUCGAUGCCUUUCUACAACCUGCCACCGAACCUGAUUCCCAACGGCGGCGGUCAGAUGGCGCAUGAGGUGUUCGGGUCAUUCCGGCCACCGCCGCCCGCGUUCUAGCUAGGUCUCGUCCUCCUUUCUUGUUUACGCCCCUUUGUUUAAAUGUUCCUGUUAAAUUAUCUAGAUUUGUUUGCUAGUUGGCUUAACUACUUUUAAGUAGGCAAAGAGACUCCAAUUUGAUCUUGGUGCGAUCAUACUUUUCUUCUGUUCUUCA
Phragmites australis (common reed) is the source of this 1404-nucleotide messenger RNA. Its product is annotated as AT-hook motif nuclear-localized protein 20-like. The transcript has a single exon. Gene Ontology annotation, molecular function: minor groove of adenine-thymine-rich DNA binding; DNA-binding transcription factor activity. NCBI's taxonomy places the organism in Eukaryota, Viridiplantae, Streptophyta, Magnoliopsida, Poales, Poaceae. The record is from RefSeq and is a predicted model, not a curated record. The coding region runs from base 288 to 1250 and encodes 320 amino acids. Gene Ontology annotation, cellular component: nucleus.